UUUCAGGAUCGCCAUGCAACUGGCCACUCAACACCAAAGAUUGACUCCUGGCAGGAUUACGAGCCUAUAUCUCUACAAAAGGACAGUGGCAAGACCAUAAUGAAGUUUAAACGAAAGUUUGAAACUUGCGAUUUUGAAGACAUCAGAGUUGCGGAAGGAACAACAAAACUCAUCUAUGCAUUUCAUACAGGUGAUCCUAACUCUGAGGAUGAUAUUCCAAUGCACGACAUCAAUAGUAUGGGAGCCAGAAGUGUUUUUCUACUCAAUACUUUUGAGAAAGUACCCAAACUACCCGUUGAUGCGAAGUCCUUCGAUUUCAAGAUGAACAAGACAGCUGUACCGGUAAAUCGCACAACGUACAUGUAUCGGGUGUUUGAGUUUCCGGACCUCUUAGGAAGACAUGACAUCGUUCAGAUCGAUCCCAUUGUUCAAGCAGGAAACGAGGGGGUUGUACACCAUAUGAUACUGUACGAGUGCAGAGAUAAUUUUCCACAGAUUCACGUCGACUUUGAGGGAACAACCAAUUCUCCAGAAAUGCCUCCCCCAGUGCUACAAUGUAUUGGACUCUCGAUAAUAACAGCCUGGGCGAUUGGAGGUCAGUCAUUUUAUUAUCCCGAACAUGUGGGACUCUCCUUCGAAGGUCAUCCGAAAUUUGCAGUUAUGGAAAUGCAUUACGAUAAUCCUGAAAAUAAAGCAGGCAUUAUAGACAGCUCUGGUCUACGAUUUCAUUACACAAGUCAACUCAGACAGUACCAAGCUAGUAUUUUGUCUGUUGGGUGGGCUGUAGACCCAUUAAUGAUAAUACCACCCGAUCAAGCAAACUGGACGACGGAGGGUUAUUGCAUCAAAGGAUGCACAGAAGAGGGUUUGCAAGGAUCACCUUUGGAGAGCGGAGCAAUCCGAAUAUUUGCCAUAGUCCAUAUGCAUUUAAGCGGUCGCGCCAUAUACACCCGACAUGUCAGGAAUGGUGUCGAACUUCCAGAGGUUAUCAGAGACGACAACUACGAUUUCAACUUUCAGGAAGUUCAGGUUCCAAGACAGGAGGUGACAGUUUUGCCGGGAGACUCGCUGAUAACAGUCUGCAAGUAUCAAACAGAAAAUAAACAAAAAAUUGGUACGUUGAUAACUUGUGAUGAAAUGUGCCUAUCGUUCCAUUAUUACUACCCAAAAGCAAAUUUAACCCAGUGCUGGUCUAGCCAGAAGCCAGCUGUCGAUAAAUUCUACAGUAACCACGGUGGACAAGUUCCACCAAAUCCAAAUGAUUGGACUGAAGAGUUGGUUUCUGAACUAUGGGAUAGUUAUCAAGACACUCAGGACAUUUACGUCUACUGUAGUGGCCAUAACAGUAUUCCUUUGUCGGGAAGCGGAGGUAAAAGCGAGGCAUCCGCGAAGGGCGAGUCAUUUCUCUCGCUUUUCCUUACAUGCACACACAGGCUCAAGCAAAUCCACACCAAAAUGUGCGGGCACUUGUUGAAGCUACAUUUGCAGAAAUUUGCCACAAUGUCAGCUUUUUGUCAGAUGCAGAAGAUCACGAAGGUAUCUGCCUGCUGUUUGCUGAUCUUCGUAUGUUUAGCGAAGUCGUCCAUCAUUGAUCUUACAUCAGGACAUUCCUUCUUUGCUGCUUUGGAUGAGAGCCAGAAAGUGAAGCUAUUUUGGAAUGUCGACACUGCAAAGAAAGAGAUUUAUUUUACAGUGGAAGCCCAAACAACUGGAUGGGUCGGCUUUGGAAUUUCCACAGGUCAGGGAAAGAUGCAAGGAGCUGAUAUUGUUAUCGGCUGGGUGAAGGAUGGCGAAACAUACUUCAAGGAUCGUCAUGCAACCGGACACUCCACACCAAAGAUCGACUCUCAGCAGGAUUAUGUCCUGAUCGCCCUACAAGAGGAAAGUGGCAAGACCGUUAUGAAGUUUAAACGAAAGUUUGAAACUUGCGAUACGGAUGACAAUUCAAUCAAGGAAGGCACAACUAAAGUCAUCUACGCUAUGCACCCAAAAGAUCCAGAAUCUGAAGAUAAUAUUCCAAUGCACACCAUAAGAGGAGCAAGAAGUGUGUUUUUACUCAACGCUAUUAAAGACGUGCCCAAGCUUCCGGCUGAUGCCAAGACGUUCGCCUUCCUUAUGAACAAGACACAAUUGCCACCUAAACGUACAACGUACUAUUACCGCGUGUUCCAGUUUCCAACUCUACCUGGGAGACGGGACGUUAUUAGGAUCGAACCUGUUAUCCAAGAAGGUAAUGAAGGAAUUGUUCACCAUAUAUUACUUUACCAGUGUGAUCACAACAAUUUCCCUUCGAGCAAUCUCAGCUAUGAAGGAGUGGGUAAUUCCCCUGACAUGCCGCCUGCUGUGAAAAGUUGUACUGGACCUUCCACCAUUGCCGCCUGGGCGAUUGGAGGCGAGACCUUUUAUUUUCCUGAACACGUGGGAUUUUCCAUUGGAACAAAUGACAGUCCAAAGAUCGUAGUAAUGGAAAUGCAUUACGAUAAUCCUUUACAAAAAACAGGCAUUUUAGACAGUUCUGGUUUGCGCUUUCAUUACACAAGUCAACGUAGAGAGUACCAAGCUGGUAUUUUGACCGUUGGAUGGCUUGUGUCUAGAAGUAUGAUCAUUCCGCCUCAUCAAGAAAGUUGGGAAACACAAGGCUAUUGUGUUGAAGAUUGUACAAAAGAGGGUAUGAAAGGAUCCUCUUUAUCCGGCGGAGGAAUCAAAAUAUUUGCCUCUGCUCUCCACACGCAUUUGGCUGGUCAUGCAGCGUACACUAAGCAUGUCAGGGAUGGUGUCGAACUUCCAGAGAUUAUCAGAGACGAUAACUAUGACUUCAACUUUCAAGAGUUCCAAAUUCCAGCUGAGGAAACCACAGUCAUGCCGGGAGACACGUUGAUAACUGGGUGCAAAUAUCAUACAAAGGACCAUCCAAAAUCCGGCGGUCUGGGAACGAACGAAGAGAUGUGCCUAUCCUUUCAUUACUACUAUCCUAAAAUUAAUUUGUCUAACUGCUUAUCGUGCCAGUGUUCAGCUGUGGAAAAUUGGUAUCAAUCACACUACUCGCAACAUCCCGCAAAAAACAACUCUCUGUGGAACGAUAAGUGGACUCCCGGACUGCGAGACAGUUAUCGAGACACCAACGCUAUAAAUGCUCACUGCAGUGGUGUUGACGGAAAGGACCUGCCGGGUCUCGGUUGGAAAGUAGUGGACAAGCCAAAAAUCGACAUUCCUUUGAAGCCUGAGCCGGUGUGCCAAGGUGUACCCUCCAGCUCUCCUAACAAACUGGCAUCGUACAGCCUUGGGCUGGUAACAAUUCUUUUUGCCGUGCUUCUCUCUUGUAUGUACUGAUUUCGAUACAAACCAAGGGGUUAAAAACUACAUGUAUUCUCAGUUUCCACUGAAAGUAAUUCCCAUUUAACCAAGUAAUCCACUUUUAUACUGAAAAUUGAGCUGAAUACAUAAAUUGAUAUCUUUCCAGAAAAAAAGGAGGCACGGAAGGCUUUCCCAAUGGAAAACUUUCUCAAAAUACCAUUUAACAGUGCAUGACAAGACUUUGUGUAUUGCAAUUUAUUUAACCAAUCACAGCAGCAAAUAGUAUCUAGUCUAAAGCAGAAAUAGUAGUAACAAUUGUAAUCACUUUGAUCUUUUUGAGAAGUAAGUCAGGAUUCCUUGAGCCUAUUUAUAUCAAACUGAAAAAAGUGCAUAGUGCUUUAUCAUAAUUUGACAGCUAAAUUUUGUGCAGUUUUGAAUUAAAUAAAAAUCCCUUAAGCGGAAACUUAA
Messenger RNA from Pocillopora damicornis (cauliflower coral), 3762 nucleotides. Its product is annotated as DBH-like monooxygenase protein 1. Gene Ontology annotation, biological process: octopamine biosynthetic process; dopamine catabolic process; norepinephrine biosynthetic process. NCBI's taxonomy places the organism in Eukaryota, Metazoa, Cnidaria, Anthozoa, Scleractinia, Pocilloporidae. Gene Ontology annotation, cellular component: secretory granule membrane. The record is from RefSeq and is a predicted model, not a curated record. Gene Ontology annotation, molecular function: dopamine beta-monooxygenase activity; copper ion binding.